AUGAUUUGUUCCCACUUUCACUGUCUAUUAUUAGCAUCGUUUAUAGUCUUAACAGUAUCCGAAGAUUUCUCGCCACUUUAUUUAAAUGAAAAUGAAGACACAAAUGAUUUGCUAAAAGAUACAGACAGUUUACCAUCGUCAAAUAAUAUAUAUGAUUCCAUCCCGCCUGCCAGACCUCCUUUCCCAUUAUUAAGUUUGCUCUUUUCUAAACUGAAAAUGGAAGGCUCAGAAAAACAGGCCGUGAUUAAACGUGUGUUCUGUAAUGGUUUUACCGGAUGUGGUGGUCGUCAUAGAGGUCGCAGACGACAAUAUACAGCCCGAAUUCUAAAACGGCCUUUCUGUAAUAAUUGGGGAUGUGGUAAUGGGAAAAGAGCAUUGGAAAAAGUUCCUGUGCAACCGUUUGGUAAGAAUUUGGCGAGAAAACGACUAUUUUGUAAUAAUUAUGGAGGUUGUCGAGGAGGUAAAAAGAGGACUCUGUAUUCUAAUUGGUUGGGUAAACUAAAUGGUGUUGCUGAUAAUUUAUAA
This is a messenger RNA of Lottia gigantea (owl limpet), 525 nucleotides long. RefSeq lists its product as hypothetical. Lineage: Eukaryota; Metazoa; Mollusca; Gastropoda; Lottiidae. The transcript has 2 exons. The record is from RefSeq and is a predicted model, not a curated record. The coding region runs from base 1 to 525 and encodes 174 amino acids.